Messenger RNA from Adineta steineri, 1443 nucleotides. Lineage: Eukaryota; Metazoa; Rotifera; Eurotatoria; Adinetida; Adinetidae. The record is from the annotation of a GenBank genome assembly.
AUGCUUGAAUUAACAACAUUAAUGAUCUUCACUUGGUUGACACUUCGUGUUCGUUAUUUUCAUAAUUAUUUCAAAGAUUUUGUUUUAUUUGAUAUUGAUAUAAAUAAUAAUGUUAUUGUUCGUUGGUUAUGUUCAUUUAUAAUGACAAACGAUCCAGCAACAAAUCAAAAAUCUACUCGACAAUCGUCGACAAUACCAACUAUGGAUAGUUUUUUGAAUAUGAAACAAUCGAAAUCUAAUUUAUGCUCGGCAACAAAUCCAUUAACACCUAAUAAUCUUAUGCAGUUUAUUGAAAAUAUACCCAUAGAUUCUUCGAGUAAACCACAUCCACGUUCUGGUCAUCGAGCUGUUGCAACUGAAUCAGAUUUAUGGAUAUGGGGUGGUUAUUAUCCAUCAAGUGAUACUGAACAAGAACGCAUGUUUCAAGAACUUUGGCGUUACAAUUUUGCUCUUCGUCAAUGGACACUCGAACAAACAACUGGUGAUGGACCUAUCCUUACUCUUGCCUCUCAUUCAAUGUGUCUCUUUCGAAAUUAUCUUCUUGUUUUUGGUGGUACUGGAUUUCCAUUUGGUCAUCAUGUUUCAAAUGAUUUAUUUGUACUUGAUUUAAAACGACGUCAUUGGAAACGUUUUCGAAUACAUGAUCAACAACCACAACCAGUCUAUGGAGCUAGUAUGCUUUUAAAUGAUGAUCAUUUAUAUAUUUUAUGUGGUACAAAUAGUUGGAUUUAUAAUUCUGAUGUAUUUGAUAUACAUUUACCUACAUUAAAAUGUAAACAUAUAGGUAAUACAUUUGAUGAAAUUGAAGAUCCAAGUGAAACAGGAAGAUAUCGACAAGAAGCAUAUUUACACAAAAAUCAAAUCUUUUUAUUUGGUGGUGGUGGAGUUUCAGGGAUAUCAUAUUCAUUUGAGCAUUUACCUGUUUUUGAUCUUGCUACACAACAUUGGUCUUAUGUUCAUACAAAUCCAGAUCCCGUUCAUAAUUUUCCUACUGCAAGAAAAUUUCAUUCAAUAUUUCCUUUUCAUAAUAAUCAAGUAAUUAUGUUUGGUGGUGCUCAUUUCAAUCGUACAACAAAUCGUCAUAUUGUUGUUAAUGAUCGUCUAUGGAUAUUUAAUUUUGAAAAAUUAGAAUGGUCUAUAUUAUCUUCCUUAACAAUGCCAAGACCGACUUAUUUUCAUGCUGCUGCUAUGAAUGAACGUGGUGAAAUUUGGACACAUGGUGGUGUUGUAGUUGAAUCAAGAUCAAAUGAUAAUAAUAAUAUACAUUAUAAUGAAACACGUAUAACAACUUUGUAUGCAAUGCAUACUCGAGUACCUAAUUUAAGUGAAUUAGCAUGGAAUUAUUUUUUAAAUUCUCUUCCGGAUCGUACUUGUCUUAUAAAGCAACCUAAACUUAUGACUCAACUUCAUAUACCACCACGAUUUAUUGAACGUAUUCAUUGA